Molecule: messenger RNA, 1092 nt
Organism: Peromyscus leucopus (white-footed mouse)
Lineage: Eukaryota; Metazoa; Chordata; Mammalia; Rodentia; Cricetidae
Product: methyltransferase-like protein 22
Exons: 1
Coding region: 86-952 (288 amino acids)
Biological process (GO): protein methylation
Cellular component (GO): nucleus
Molecular function (GO): protein methyltransferase activity
Source: RefSeq, a predicted model, not a curated record
GAUGAGAUUACUUUCAAAAGUGACACUGUGCUGUCAGAUGUCCACCUGUAUACCCCCAACCAGAGACACCUCAUGGUGCGGCUGAAUGGCAUGGGACAGCCAGGCUGGCGAUGACAUCACCAUCCAGGAAGGGUUGGGUGUUCCCCUGGAUGAGGAUGGGGACCUGGAUGUGGUGCGAAGACCACGGGCUGCUUCUGACCCCAACCCAGCAGAGCCUGCAAGAGACAAGGUGCAUCCCAUGAUUCUAGCACAGGAGGAAGAUGACCUCAUGGGAGAUCGGGCACAUGAGAGCUGCCCCCACGACAUCAUCAAAAUAGAGCAUACCAUGGCCACGCCCCUAGAGGAUGUUGGCAAGCAGGUGUGGCGGGGUGCCCUGUUCCAGGCAGACUAUAUCCUGUUCCGAAGGGACCUCUUCCAGGGAUACACCGUGCUGGAGCUUGGGGCAGGCACAAGGCUUGCCAGCAUUGUGGCAGUCACCAUGGCACACACCGUUUACUGUACAGAUGUCGGCACAGACCUCCUGGCCAUGUGCCAACGAAACAUUGCCCUCAACAGCCACCUGGCUGCCACUAGAGAUGGUGUGAUUAAGGUCAAGGAACUGGACUGGCUGAAAGACGACCUCUGCACAGAUCCCAAAGUCCCCUUCAGCUGGUCCGAGGAAGACAUCAGUGACCUGUAUGAUCACACCACUGUGCUGUUUGCAGCUGAAGUGUUCUACGAGGAUGACUUAGCCGACGCCCUGUUUAACACGCUCUCCCGACUCGUCCACAGACUGAAAAAUGCCUGCACCGCCAUCCUGUCAGUGGAAAAAAGGUUCAACUUCACACUCAGACACUUGGACGUCACAUGUGAAGCCUAUGAUCACUUCCGUGCCUCCCUGGACUCCCUGGAGAAGCUGGCUGAUGGCAGGUUGCGCUUCACGGUGGAGCCUGUGGAGGCCUCCUUCCCGUAGCUGCUCCUCUACGAGCGCAUACGACAGCUGGAGCUCUGGAAGAUCAUAGUGGAACCAGCAGCAUGAGUCACCUCUGAAAGGUGUGACCCCUUACGGCUGUCAGUAUGUUUCAAAUAAAAACAAACGCUCUGUGAAAAAAC